Molecule: messenger RNA, 969 nt
Organism: Bipolaris victoriae FI3
Lineage: Eukaryota; Fungi; Ascomycota; Dothideomycetes; Pleosporales; Pleosporaceae
Exons: 2
Coding region: 1-969 (322 amino acids)
Source: RefSeq, a predicted model, not a curated record
AUGCUCUGCAUAUGGUUCAUCGUUGACGCGCACUUUAAUAAUGUUCAAGAAGAAACUGUUGAGGCUGGCGUUGCCGAGAAGCCAUGGCGAUAUGAGGCAAAAGAAGGAGAAGAAGAGUAUAAGACCUCUGAUCAGGAAAUCGCCCACGGUGUCACGGAAGAAACGCCAUUGGCAAUCAUCACCGCUCAUCAUCCAAGCACUCCGGCGCAAAGCCAUACGGUCGCAACACCUAGCCCAUCUCUACCCGAUCGCGUCGUAGUAAUGGCAAAGCUUCCCACUGACGACACGCGCUGGGUACAUACCGACCUACCAGACUGGCAAUCAGCCAUCUACGACAUUGACACUGAGACCCCGCACAAGACAUCGAAUCUGGACCCACUCACAAACAGUACUCUGCGUACGCUUCGGAACAAAGGAAUGGAAGCGAAUGCUUACCUCGCAUACAUUGUACAAAAUUACGAUAAUCUCCCUUCAACGAUCGCCUUCAUUCAUCCGCACAAAGACGGCUAUCCAAUCGCCUGGCAUACCGACAACAGCGAACAUUCGAAUGUAGUCUCUCUACAAACCCUCAACAUCAACUUCAUUCAAAGCAAUGGUUACGCGAAUUUGCGUUGCGUUCCUGAUCCCGGCUGCCCACACGAAGUGAUGCCGUUCCGAGAUCCGCCGGAGGAACAUCGAACAAUCGAAGCAGCAAUGCCAGAUGCGUGGCGAGACUUGUUUAACAAUACUGAUGUACCGCACAUAUUGGCCACUCCUUGCUGCGCACAGUUUGCCGUGUCGAGCAAGCAAGUGAGGAAGCGGCCUUUGGACGAAUACAAACAGUACUAUACGUGGCUGAUGGAAACACCCCUAAAGGAUGAGACCAGUGGGCGGGUGUUUGAGUAUCUUUGGCAUAUUUUGUUUGGCCAAGAGCCGGUCUACUGCCCUGCAUACGAGAAGUGUUAUUGCGAUGUGUAUAACAAAUGUUGA